Oryzias melastigma (Indian medaka) is the source of this 2440-nucleotide messenger RNA. It is a transcript of the gene dnaja1, whose product is annotated as DnaJ heat shock protein family (Hsp40) member A1. Gene Ontology annotation, biological process: protein refolding; response to heat. The transcript is spliced from 9 exons. Gene Ontology annotation, cellular component: cytosol; cytoplasm. Gene Ontology annotation, molecular function: Hsp70 protein binding; ATP binding. The coding region runs from base 167 to 1387 and encodes 406 amino acids. NCBI's taxonomy places the organism in Eukaryota, Metazoa, Chordata, Actinopteri, Beloniformes, Adrianichthyidae. The record is from RefSeq and is a predicted model, not a curated record.
CUCCCGCGAGGUUGAUUUCUGCGCGCGAACAAAACUCGACGCCACACCAGCAUUCGGCUGAAAGAGGGCUCGUGGAAGAUUCUGGAAGAGCCGCUGUGAGCUGCAGUCUUGUGAGGGUGCUAAGCGUUGUCUUCAUAUAAGAGCUGUCUCAAAAAAAAAAAACACCAUGGUCAAGGAAAUGGGAUUUUACGACACUUUGGGUGUUCAGGCCAACGCAACACUUGAUGAGCUGAAAAAGGCCUAUCGAAAGCUCGCCCUGAAAUAUCACCCUGACAAAAACCCUACAGAAGGAGAGAAGUUCAAGCAGAUCUCACAGGCAUAUGAAGUGCUGUCAGACCCUCAGAAGAGAGAAAUCUACGACAGAGGAGGUGAAAAGGCGUUAAAGGAAGGCGGAACGGGCGGUGGUGGCGGCGGUGGCUUUGCCUCACCUAUGGACAUCUUUGACUUUUUCUUUGGUGGAGGUAGUCGCAUGCAAAGAGAGCGAAAAGGAAAGAAUAUGGUGCACCAAAUCACUGUAAGUUUAGAGGAACUUUAUAACGGAGCAACGAGAAAACUGGCCGUGCAGAAGAACUGUAUUUGUGAGAGGUGUGAGGGUCGCGGGAGCCGUAAAGGAGCGGCACAGGUGUGCAUGUCUUGCCACGGAACGGGAAUGCAGGUCCGGGUUCACCAGCUGCUGCCUGGCAUGGUUCAGCAAGUGUCAACUGUGUGCUCCAGCUGCCAGGGACAAGGACAGAGAAUCAGCCACAAGGACCGCUGCAAAGCUUGUGGAGGCCGGAAGAUCCUCCGGCAAAAGAAGAUCUUGGAGGUCCACAUUGACAAAGGAAUGAAAGAUGGUCAGAAGAUUGUUUUCCACGGGGAGGGAGAUCAAGAGCCAGGUCUUGAACCAGGGGAUAUUAUCAUCGUUCUGGACCUGCGUGAACAUUCACUUUUCACAAGGAAAGGAAACGACCUGGUGAUGUCCAUGGAGCUGCAGCUGGUUGAGGCUUUAUGUGGUUUUAAGAGGCCCGUCCAGACGCUGGACAACAGAACUCUCCUCGUCACGUCACAUCCAGGAGAAUUAAUAAAGCCAGAAGACACCAAAUGUAUCCUCAAUGAAGGCAUGCCCACCUACCGCAGACCGUUUGAGAAAGGACUUCUCGUCAUUCACUUCUCCGUGGUGUUCCCGCCAGCCAAUUUCCUUCCUAAAAACAGACUGAAGGACCUGAAGCGCUACCUCCCAGAAAAGACGUCAGCGGAGGAGCCGGACAGCAUGGACGAAGACCUCUACAUCUACGCCGAGCUGGAGGACUGCGACCUGGAGAGCCGCCGCCGGCACCGGCAUCAGUAUUACUACAUGGAUGAGGAUGACUACGCCAGCACAGGUGGUGUUCAGUGUCAGACAUCCUAAUGAACCGUUUCCCACAAUCCUCCUUUCUGAUGACUUGACUUUUUUUUUUUUUACUUCUUUGCCUGAAAAUAUUUCACCUUAAAUUCCUAAUUUAUUUCACAGAUUUAGAUCAAUAAACGACGUUUGCCACAAGUUUAGGACUUGAUGCAGAACUUAAUGUAACCACUGGGACCAACUUUGAUUUUUUUUUUUUUGUUUUUUACCAAUCACACUGUGAUUAUACAGACUAGCAUCCUCUAUUUUUAGUGCAAUUACUCCAAUUCAAAUUUCCCUGAAAACAAAUGCGUCUCUGGUCUGUUCUUAAUGUAAUUUAUAAAGGCUUCCGUGUGAAUUGUGAACAUGAAGAAAUGCACAUAAAAACUUUAAAUAUCAGAACAUUUAGGCAGGGUUCCCUUCGAAGGGCUAUUUUCUAAACAUCGCCAAAUCCUUUUGAACAGAGUGACCUGACACAGAAAGGUUGAGGCUCAGGCCACCAAGCUACACAUUCAGAAAGGUCAUUUUCCAUUGUGAUUUUACUGGUUUGUACUCGUCAAAUGUAAAGAACGUGUGUUCCACGUGUGUAAAAUAUACUUUUUUUUUAAGUUCAACAAAUUCCAAAGCACCUGGAUGAUGUACACCUGAAAAGAUUUGAGAAAACGUGCUGUUGUUAAGACAGCCACUUUAUACUGUGCCAAACUGUAUUUAAAUUCUAUAACAAGGAGAAGCUAAAAAAAGGCUAUUUGUAUGAUAUUUAAAUCGAUGAAGAAAGGUCAUAGAUGGGCAGUUUUGAUACCUUGUCUAAGUGUUUACCUUUUCCCAAAGCCUGAUUAUAACUUAAAUCUUCAAGUUGUCUUGUUGCCUUGGACUUUCUUUGGUUGUUGCAAAACAUGUAAUCACAAAAGAAACUGCUGACUUUAUUUUAAACUAAUGUGUAUUUCUUAGUCCUCAGACUGUCAGAGGUUUGAGCUAAAAGGGAAAUGAUCUCAAGGUCUAGAUUGAACUUUUUUUGACAAAGAAUGUGUGUGAUCUUGUUUUUCUUAAUAAAUAAAAAUGUCCUAAUUUAUAAAACUUUAA